Molecule: messenger RNA, 13005 nt
Organism: Fundulus heteroclitus (mummichog)
Lineage: Eukaryota; Metazoa; Chordata; Actinopteri; Cyprinodontiformes; Fundulidae
Gene: pkhd1l1.1
Product: PKHD1 like 1, tandem duplicate 1
Exons: 76
Coding region: 42-12656 (4204 amino acids)
Source: RefSeq, a predicted model, not a curated record
AGCGCAGGUGGAGCCGCAGGGAAAUCUGGGACGUCUCCAGGAUGGAGUCCUUAUGGAGGCCGGCGGCUCUCCUCAUCGUUCUCUGGUGCUGCUGCUGUGCGCAGAGGGUCAGGUAUGUUGAGCCGCAUGUGGGGAGCACUGCAGGAGCGACGAGACUCACCAUCAUUGGAGACGGCUUUGCUCAGGAGCGGCAGUUCCAGUUGAGUCCAGAAGACGACCUGUUUGGGAACCGCGUGUCUCUGGUGUCGGACACGCUGUCGGUGCCGUGCGACGUGGAGCGAGACUCCACCCACGCCAACCAGAUCCUGUGCUACACCAGAGCCAUGCCGCAGGAUCAGUAUGUGGUGCGUGUCAGCGUGGACGGCGUUCCCAUCCCUGAUGACAACAUCUGCAACGGCAACUACAAACCCUACCACUGCAGCCUCUACACCCGCUGGUGGCGCACGCCGACCAUCUACUCCCUGAGUCCAGUCACCGGCCUCCCAGGCACUCUGGUCACAAUCCGGGGACGGAUCUACUCCGACGUCUACGGAAGCAACACGGACCUGAGCUCCAACGGACACGACGUCAGAUUCCUCAGGUCCUACAUGGGAGGGAUGCCCUGUGAGCUGCUGAAGCCUAACUCCGAUGAGCUGUUCAACCUGCAGCUGGACUCUGAAACCUCUGACUGGGGCUACAUGAGCUGCAUGAUGACGGGGACGUACGUCGGUCAUCACAACAUGAGCUACAUCCUGGACAAUUACUAUGGAAGGAGUCUCCCUGAAAAGAACCUGUACUGGGUCUCAUCUCGGUCCAAACUCUCCAUGUUCCAAACGUUUGCAGAGGUGACCGCCGUCUCUCCAUCGAGGGGCAGCGUCCUGGGGGGAACGCUGCUGACCAUCCACGGCCGCUUCUUCGACCAGACGGAUGAACCCGCCAGAGUUCUUGUUGGAGGCCUGCCCUGUGAACUCCAGAGCGUGGCCGACGGCCGCAUCACCUGCAGGACGGCCGGACGGCAGGCGGCCGAGGGCAGCAAGGUGUUCCCAGGUGGGCGUGGCCUGAAGAUGGAGGUGUGGAGCGACAAACGUCCUCGUUCCUUGGAUGAAAUCUGGAGCUACAACGAGAACACAACGGGCUACUGGUCACAGUGGAUCGACUCGCUGCCUUACACCUUCCCUAAAGAAUAUGACCUCUUCGCCACGCGCACCACAGGCUUCUUUGUGCCGACCGUCAGUGGAAACUUCAACAUAUACCUGCACUGCGAUGACUGGUGCGACCUGUACCUGAGUAACUCCAGCAGGCCAGAAGACAAGGUGAAAGUGGCUUUUCAGCCAAGAUAUGUCGCAAACUACUUUCAGCUGGAGUCCCAAAAGUCUGAAGCCAUUUUUAUGGAGAAGGGGAAAGCAUACUACCUGGAGCUUCUCCAUCAUGAAUAUUACGGCGGGGCUAAUCUCAACCUCGCCUUGUUCCACGAAGACAGUUCCUUCACAGCAGACCAGACCGACGAUGCCGUCAACGAAGUCCAGAACAUCGUUGCCGAAUAUGAAGCUUUUGAUGAGGAGCAGGUGCUCACCUUUGACUCGUGGCCCUCCGGGGUCCCAGCGGUCCAGGAGGUGCAGAAGGUCAGCGUCAGCAGCCACUGUGCCAGCCACCUCUGCGGGAGCACCUUCUUCACGCUGAGCUACGGAAACGCCCACACAGGACCAAUCACGGUGAGCGCGUCGGCGGCGGAGCUGGAGGCGGCCUUGAACAACCUGUGGUCCAUCAAACCAGACACCGUCCAGGUCACCAAACAGGAGGAUGGUCAGGGGUCUCACUACACGGUCACCUUCAACUCCAACAGAGGGGACUUUGCACCUCUUGACUUUGAGGUUUUCAGCUCAGACACCAACGUCUCCGUUUCUGAGGUGACCAAAGGUCAAAGCAACAUGGCGACCUUCACGCUGAGUUGGGCGGGAGUUCCUACGGCGCCCGUCGCCUUCAACGCCACCGCCUCAGAGGUGCGCUCAGCUCUGGAGGACCUGAUGAAAGCCGCCUGUCCCGCCGAGCUUCUGACCACUCAGGGCGCCAACGUCAAGUACUUCAAUGACUUUGAAAACUCUGAGUUCACCGGCGCUCAGAGCGGGACUCCUGAGAGCCACGCGGGUUUCUGUGGGUUCUGGUCGCUGAAGAACGCUGACGCUCUCUUCAGGGAAACCUUCACCAAGGAGUCCGGAGGACAGUACGGAGCGGUGCCGCUGGACCAGCACCCCGCGCUCUGCUUCGCUUAUAAAGGAGGGCUGAAGGACGAGAUCGGCAUGAAGUUCAGCUACAGCGACAGCAGCGGUCAGACGCGGGCAGAGAACACGAGGAUCAGCGUGUUGCUCAACAGCGGGGACGGGUGGAGCUACACGUGCCUGGACCUUCAGAACGUUCUGCAGACAGCUUUCAUCGGCAGCAGGUACAGCCUGCAGGAGCUCUACCUGUACAGCGACGACUCCGGGGCAGAUUACUACGUAGAUGCGGUUCACAUCGGAAAGACGCCGACCACGAUGGACGGGAACGCCGUUCUCCUCAGAAGAAGGCCUCCGCCCUUUGAGAGUUCUGGGAAGUCCAUUCAAGCGUUCUCCGUCACCAAACACCAACCAGACGCGUCACGGAUCACCUAUGAAAUCGUCGCCACGCCGCUGGAUUGUGCUUUUGAUUUCCCUCUGAUGGAGAUCAGCUUCAUGCAGAUGUCUAACAGCAGCCAAGACGCAGCUGAGUUCGCUGACCGAGGCGCCGCCGCUGCCGUGAGCCGCCGCCACAGAGCCACGCCGCCUCUGGCCGGCACGUUUGAUGUGGAGAUGCAGGGAGGCCGGGCUGAAGGUCUGCCUGUGGACGUCAGCGAGGAGGACCUGAAAUACGCUCUGGAGGGAAUCCCAGAAGUGGGCCAGGUCAAGGUGGAGGACCUGGGGACCUGCAGACACCCCAAGUGGAGGGUCACCUGGCUGACGAAGCCUGGAGCCCAGCCUCUGAUGAAGGUCAACGACUCGUUGGUUGUCGGUAAUAAUGUCAACUUUGUCGUCCGGGAGAAGGCAAAGGGUGGGCUGCUGAUCCGAGGCCUGACAGGAGACUUUUUCCGAGUGUGGGAAGACGAACCGCAGGUGGAGGUCUACAUAAACGGCAUCGCCUCCAACUGCUCUGGAGACUGCAGCUUCCAGUGGUCAGAGGAGGAGACUCCCACUGUGACUGGAAUCAGCCCGUCACAAGGAUCCAACGGUUUGGGAACCCUGCUGACCGUCACCGGGACCGGAUUCAGCUCGGAGAACGCUACCAUCAUGGUGGGAGACUCCAGGUGCGCCGUAGAAGAGGUCACAGCCUCCACUCAGGUGUGCAGGCUGGGCGGAGCCAGCGCAGGUACCUACCCAGUGUCUGUUACCUUCCCGUCUCUGGGCGAUGCUCGCUACGCAGACGACACCCUCUUCUUCACCUACCAGCUCAUCGUGUCUUCCUUCUCCCCGCCGUCUGGAAGUGUUGCAGGUGGCACCGUGCUGACGGUGAAGGGCUUCGGCCUCGGCCCGAACGCGACCGUCACCGUCGGCGGGAAGGAAUGUGAGGUGGUCCGUGCUGCCGACGCCGAGCUGAAAUGCAGAACCCCAGCAGGCGCUGCGGGACCGCAGGUCGUCAUGGUGACGGUGGGAAACGCCAGUCAGACCGCCGGCACCGACUUCACCUACGAUGGGAACCUCACAGCUCAGAUCCGGGCCCUGAGUCCUCAGACUGCCUCUGUGAGCGGAGAUCAACUUCUCACCAUCCAGGGAUCAAACCUGGGAGGACAGGACAACGACAGCGUGGUGUUUGUGGGGGGGAAGGAAUGCGUCGCCCUGCAGUGGACAGACACGCACAUCAGCUGCCGCCUUCCCAUCAUGCCUCCUGGUGUGCACCAGGUGGACGUGCAGGUGGGGAACAGAGGGUUCCCCCAGACCAGCGGCGGCCUCAGCCUGACCAUCCGGUACGUCCUGCAGGUCAGCGGAGUCUCUCCAGGCUCCGGCUCCUUGAUGGGAGGAACCUCGCUGACCGUCUCUGGUUCUGGCUUCAGCAACGACACGUCUGACAUGCGGGUUUCUGUCGGGGGCAGAGACUGCGAGCUGCUGGCGGCCUCAGAGGACGAGCUGCGCUGCGUCGUCCGGUCGGAGGAGAAGACGCACGCCGUCACCAACCAGGGCUCCCACCUCACUUACGGGCCGGGGUACGCAUGGAGUCCGUCCUCGCUCCGGGUCUCUGUCGGGGACACGGUGACGUGGCGCUGGACGGCGCCCGCCUUCCUGGACGCCGGGUACCGAGUCUUCAGCGUUUCCAGCCCCGGUGGCACCGAGUAUGACGGAGGACCCCUGAACAGUGGAGCGACCAAAACCGCUGAAGGGUUCUUCAGCUACCGCUUCACCGUCCCCGGCACCUACUACUACAGCAGCGGCUACGUCUCCGCCUCCAUCCUGAUGCAGGGAGCCGUGACGGUGCUGAGUCUGGAGGAGAGGAGCAGCGAAGUCUCCGUGUUUCUGGGAGGCAUUCGGGCCAAAAAUGUACCAGAAGCACCUACAGGUUCACAGAGAGUCUCCAGAGCAGCACCAGACUGCGUGUCCUCCCCGCGCUGCCAGCCGGCCAAUCAGACGUCAGAUGGUCUUUCCUUCAGCUUCUCCACCUGCUCCACCCCCACCGUCCUCUCCAUCUCCCCCAACCAGGGCUCCUACCACCAGCUGAUCCACAUCCAGGGACGAGGGUUCAGCGCCGUCGCCUGUGCCAACGAGGUGAAGGUUGGAGGGGAACCCUGCCACGUCAUCAACAGCUCAGAGUCUGAGAUCAGCUGCCGCCUCGGCUCCGACUCCCAGCUUCCCGUCGGCGUGGCUCUCCCCGUAUCGGUCCGGAUCAACAACCUGGGCAGCGCCGUGGUGGCCGUGGCCGACGAGUUCAGGCGCCGCUUCGUGGUCCUGCCGGUGGUCGACUCGGUGUGGCCUCCCGUCGGCGGCACCAGCGGCUUCACCCGGCUGCUGGUCAGCGGCUCGGGGUUCUCCCAGGGCGGCGUGACGGCAGCGGGCGUGACGGCAGCGGGCGUGACGGCAGCGGGCGUCCCCUGCAGCGUCCUGACGGGGAACUACACCCACGUCCUCUGCGACACCGCCCCGUCUCAGCCGCGCUCCGGCGACGUCGUCUUCCACCUCGGCCAGAUCCAGAGCUCCUGUUCGUCAAACUGCUCCUUCCAGUUCUCGUCCUCCGUCACUCCCACCAUCACCAGCGUCUCCCCCGACAGCGUCAGCAGUCAGACGGACGUCACCGUCUCCGGCUCCGGGCUCGGCGGCGGCGUGGGCGACGUGGCCGUCUUCGCCGGCUCCACACAGCUGGAGGUGGUGGCUGUGAGGGGCGAGAGCGUCACCGCGAGGGUCGACGCCCUGCCGGCGGGACGCCACCCCGUCAGGGUGAUCGUGAGGAGCAGAGGCCUGGCGUCGGGUCAGGUCGCCCUGACCAGCCUCGCUCAGGCCGUCCUGGAGCCGCGGGGGGGCAGCCUGGCCGGGGGAACGCCGCUCCGCCUGUCGGGGAACGGCUUCGCUCCGGGGAACACCAGCGUGACGGUGGGCGGGAACGCCUGCAGGAUCCUGGAGGAGCAUCCGGGUCUGAUCCGCUGCCUGACACCUGCUCACGGGGAGGGACAGGUGAGCGUCAGCAUCCAGGUGCUGGGCGUGGCCUACCCCCCCCUCAGCUUCAACUACUCUGCAGAGCAGACACCGGUGGUCAGCGCCGUCAGCCCCUCCACCGGUCCGAGCGGCGCCGCCGUCACCCUCACCGGGUCGGGGUUCGGUUCUGGUUCUGAUGUGUCCGUCACCAUUAACGGCGCUCCCUGCAGCGUCUCGGCCAUCUCCGACACCGAGGUCCGAUGCACGACGGGAAGCAGUCCGGGCGGCACCUACCCGGUCGUCCUGCAUCACGGGUCCAAAGGCUACGCCCGGUCGGAGGUGGCGUUCACCUACGACCUGACGCUGAGCGCCGUUCAGCCCAACGAGGGGAGUUUCGGAGGCGGAGCUCUGCUGUCCAUCCUGGGCUCCGGGUUCGACCCGAACAGCUCCGCGGUGCUGAUCUGCCACCAGGACUGUCCGGUUCUCAGAGAAACGUCCACGUCCAGUCGGCUGUUCUGCUGGUCGCCGCUCACCAACGGUUCUGAGCCGGAGGUCCGGUGCCCGGUGUCGGUCCAGAACCCCCAGGGUGCCGCCAACAUCUCUGAGGGCUUCACCUACAGAUCUGCUCUGACCCCCAUCGUCUCUGACGUGUCCCCCCGCCGAGGAGGCACCGCCGGGGGGACACGGCUCACCAUCAGCGGCUCCGGGUUCAGCGCCAGCGUGAGUGAUGUCAGCGUGACGAUCGCCGGCUCCGUGUGUGACGUCCGGUCCUCCAACAGCACGCACAUCAUCUGCGUGACCGGCUCUCAGAGUCGGUCUCAGGAGACCAAAGUGCGGGUCAGCGUGGGAGACCGCGGCGUGGCCAAGAUGGACAACGCCGACUUCUUCUACAUCGACGUGUGGUCGUCCAGGUUCACCUGGGGAGGCCUGUCUCCACCUGAGAAGGGCUCGUUUGCCGUCAUCGCUAAAGGCCAGACCAUCCUGCUGGACACCAGCACCCCGGUGCUCAAGAUGCUCCUCAUUCAGGGGGGAACUUUGGUGUUUGAUGAAGCGGACGUGGAGCUGCAGGCGGAAAACAUCCUGAUCACAGACGGAGGGCGGCUCCAGGUCGGCCAGGAGGGGGCGCCGUUCCAGCACAAAGCCAUCAUCACCCUUCAUGGACACCUGCGCUCACCUGAACUUCCGGUCUAUGGAGCCAAGACGCUGGCUGUCAGAGAGGGCGUCUUGGAUCUUCACGGUGUCCCCGUCCCCGUCCCCUGGACACACCUAGCCCAGACCGCCACCAACGGCUCCGUCACGCUGACUCUGAUGAAGGCGGUGACGUGGAAACCUGGAGAUGAGAUCGUCAUCGCCUCCACCGGCCACAGGCACAGCCAGAGUGAGAACGAGGUGAGAACGAUCGCCAGCGUGUCAGCUGACGGAAGAACCCUCACCCUGACCAAGCCGCUGAUGCACUCCCACCUGGGGGUGUCCGUCACGCUGCCUGACGGCGCCGUGUUUGAGGGCCGAGCCGAGGUGGGUCUCCUCACCAGGAACAUCGUGGUCCGAGGCUCCCAAAACCUGGAGUGGAGUGACGAGAUCGAAGCGUGUCCCGACGGCUUCAACACAGGUGAAUUUGCCACCCAGACGUGCUUCCAGGGCCGGUUUGGAGAAGAAAUGGGCAGCGACCAGUUCGGCGGCUGCAUCAUGUUCCACGCUCCCAGGCCAGGAGAGAACCUCGCUAUGGGCAGACUGGAAUACGUUGAGAUCUUCCACGCUGGUCAGGCCUUCAGGCUCGGACGGUAUCCCAUCCACUGGCAUCUGAUGGGGGACAUCAACUACAAGUCGUACGUGAGAGGCUGCGCCAUCCACCAGACCUUCAACCGGGCCGUGACCAUCCACAACACCCACCGGCUGCUGGUGGAGCACAACGUCAUCUACGACAUCAUGGGAGGAGCCUUCUUCAUCGAGGACGGCAUCGAGACGGAGAACAUCCUGCAGUACAACCUGGCCGUGUUCGUCAGGCAAAGCACCAGCCUCCUGAACGAUGAUGUCACUCCUGCUGCGUACUGGGUCACCAAUCCGAACAACAUCAUCCGGCACAACGCCGCAGCAGGAGGGACCCACUUCGGUUUCUGGUACCGCAUGCACGACAACCCUGACGGUCCGUCGUACGACCCAAACAUCUGCCAGAAGAGGGUUCCUCUCGGGGAGUUCUCCAACAACACGGUGCACUCUCAGGGAUGGUUUGGUCUCUGGAUCUUCCAGGAAUAUUUCCCCAUGAGGGACGGAGGCUGCAGAUCCACAACCCCCCAGCCGGCCGUCUUCCACUCCCUGACCACCUGGAACUGUGAGAAAGGCGCCGAGUGGGUCAACGUGGGCGCCGUGCAGUUCGACAACUUCGUCAUGGUCAACAACGAGAAGGCCGGCAUCGAAGCCAAGCGCAUCUUCCGCUGGGCGGUGAGCGGCUUCGGAGAGGACGGAGGGGCCACGGUGUCAAACAGCACCAUCGUGAGCCACCUGGACGAGCUCGGACUGGGCGGCGAGUACUGCACACGCCGUGGCGUCAUCACGCCUUUUGACGACGGCAUGAGCGUCCUCAACACUCAGUUUGUCAACUUUGACCGCAACAACUGCACAGCCAUCGGAGUGACGUCCAUCGACGGGACGUGUACGGAUCGCUGCGGCGGCUGGGCGGUCAGGUUCAGCGGGGUCCGGUACAGGAACUCCCCCAACAAGGCCGGAUUCAGGUGGGAGCACGAAGUCCAGCUGGUGGACACUGACGGCUCCCUCACAGGAAAUAUGAACCAUAAAGUGGUGCCGAUGAGCAGCUUGCUGGACCCGGCUCACUGUUCCCUCAGCGCCGAGUGGAGCAUCGGUUUCCCCGGAGCGGUGUGCGACCACACCGUCAGCUUCCAUCGUCUGGCCUUCAAUAACCCCUCGCCGACCUCUCUGAAGGCCAAAGAUGUCAUCCUGACCAACCCACAUGGCAGCAGCGUGGUUCCCUACCUGAAGAAGAGGAUGACCCAUAAGUUUGGCUGGAUGGCCCUGCUGCCGUCCGGUCAGACCUACAACUGGUACUUCAGCAACGCCGACCACAUCACCAACAUCACCUACGAUGCCAAGUUCUACGGCUUUAAGUCGGAUCAGUACGUCAUCAUCAAGCACAACCUCACCCAGAGUCCCGACAGCUUCCACAUCAUCGACGACAGGAACGGCUCGUCUGCGGCGCUGAGCUUCAGCGGCAACACCAACGGAGACUGGUUCCUCAACAAGACCACCAACGACCUCUUCUACCUCGUUUCUGGGAAGACGAGCCCCCGCAGGCGGCGCGACAGCGUCGACCGCUCCAUGAAAGACGUGGUGACCAACUUCGCCGUCCACCGCUGCUUCUUCCAGAAAUGCCUCCCUCCGGCUCCGGCCACGCUCGCUCCCACGCCCGACCGCCGACCCAACGACUUCAUUCUCUGGUCCGAUGCCUCGUUCUGGAAAGGUUCUGCUGAGAACAACUUCACUGAGCCAGCAGAUGGCGCCGAUGUGGUCAUCCCUUCAGGGAAGUGGGUCGUUCUGGACCGCAACACGCCGUCCCUCAACAAGCUGACGGUGGUCGGGGUUCUGGAGGUUCCCGACGCCUUGAACGGCACCGUGGUGAUAGACGCCGUUUACGUCUCCAUCCAGGGCGGCAGGCUGAUCGCAGGAUGGGAAAACGAGCCGUUCCGAGGAGAGCUGCAGAUCCGACUGAGAGGGAACCACAACACUCCGGACUGGGUGCUGCCGAACGGACCCAACCAGGGAUCCAAGGUCCUCGGUGUGUUUGGGACUCUGCAGCUGUACGGAGCGCCGCCCAACCUUUACCGCGCCAAGCUGGCCGCCGCCGCCGCAGCCGGCUCCAGCACGCUGGUUCUGAUGCAGCCCGUCGACUGGAAGGUGGGAGACCAGGUGGCCAUCUCCACCUCCAGCUACAGCGCCUCAGAGACAGAGAAGCGGCGGAUCUCCGCGGUGUCGGCAGACGGGCUGGUCCUGACCCUGGACCGGCCUCUGGCCCACACUCACAGCGGUGGAACCCAUUCUGUGUCAGGAACAUCCCUCUCCUACACGCUGGCAGCUGAUGUUGGCCUCCUGAGCAGGAACAUCCAGAUCAUCGGCGAGGAGUACCCGGCCAUGAUGAUGGAGUCGUUCGGGGCCCGGCUGUUGGUCGGGACCUUCUCCAGCGAGGGAAUCACCUACAAAGGUAAAGCUCAGAUCAGGAACGUGGAGUUCUUCCGCUCCGGUCAGGAAGGCUGGACCGACCACUUCGACCCCCGCUACUCCGUGGCGUUCCUCAACCUGGGAGAGGUUUCAGGGAACGACUCGUACGUCCAGGGAUGUUCCUUCCAUGACGGCUUCUCUCCGGCCAUCGGGGUCUUCGGGACCUCCGGUCUGAACAUCGACGACAACGUCGUCCAUCACACGGUCGGAGAAGGUAUCCGGGUCUGGGGCGAUAAGAUCACGCUGAGGAGGAACCUGGUGAUGAUGUCGCUGUGGCCCGGGUCGUAUCAGGGCAGAGAGGAACCCUUCAACUUCGAGUGGAACGCCGCCAUCGAGGUGAACGAGGCCACCAACGUGGUGCUGCAGCACAACAUCGUGGCCGGUUACGAGCGGGUGGCGUACCGCAUCAACGGAGAACCCUGCCCAGGUUAUCUGAACCCUAACGAGGCCUGGACCCAUAACGAGGCUCACGGCGGUCUGUACGGCGUCUACCUCAACAAGGACGGCUUGGCCGGCUGCAGCUUCAUCCGAGGCUUCUUCGUCUGGAGAAGCUUCGACUUCGCCAUCUACUUCCAGGUCGUCAUGAACGUGGUCGUUUCCAACGUGACGCUGGUGGAUAACGGGAUGGGCGUCAUGCCUCUGGUUUACGCCCCGCCCUCUCUGUCUCACGCCUACGCAGAUAAAUCUGUCCAGGUUCAGAACUCCCUGAUUGUCGGCAGCAGCCCAGACUUCAACUGUUCGGACACUUUGGACUCGGACGACUUCAACGUCGCCACCACGGCUCUGCACCGAGCGCCCAGACCUCCACAAGGAGGCCGAUCUGGGAUCUGCUGGCCGACCUUCCAGUCGGGACACAACACGGCUCCCGCUAAACCGCAUCACCUGAACAUGAACUACAACGCCAUCAAGGGCGUGAUGAAGGUCACAGACACAACCUUCGCUGGUUUCCGUGACGUCUGCUCCGGGCAGAGGAACUACGUGUUCCUCACCAACCCUCUGAACGAGGACCUGCAGCACCCCGUCCACGUCUCAGCCGCCAACAUGGUGGACAGCAGCGAGGACGCCCGCGUCUUCAUCCACAGGCCCGACCUGGGCAAAGUGAACCCGGCUGACUGUGUGGACAUGGACUGUGACGCCAAGAAGAAGACCUUGUUGAAGGACCUGGACGGGUCCUUCCUGGGAGCCGUGGGGACCGUGGUUCCCCAGUCCGAGUACGAGUGGGGGGGAGAUCCCAGGAGGGGGCUUGGUGAUUACCGAAUUCCCAAAGUCAUGCUGACGUUCCCGAACGGCAGCCGGAUCCCCGUGGAGCAGGUGGCUCCUCACAAAGGUGUGAUCAGGAAGAACUGCAGCUACGUGAGCUCCUGGCAGAGCUACAGGUGCUUCAGCCUGGACUACAGGAUGGUGGUGAUCGAGAGCCUCGACUCGGACACAGAGACCCGGCGCCUGUCUCCUGUGGCCGUGCUGGGAGACGGCUUUGUGGACCUGAUUAACGGCCCUCAGGAUCACGGCUGGUGUGCAGGAUACACCUGCCAGCGCCGGGUGUCUCUGUUCCACAGCAUCAUGGCCGCCGGACACGCCUUCGACGUCUACUUCACCGGCGUCAGCCCGCAGAAGCUCCGCCUCAUGAUGCUCAACUCCGACCCGUCUGAGAGCGUCCUGGUCUCCGUCUUUUACUCCAACCCUCAGCGGCUGGACGUCUACGUGGAAGACCGGCUGGUGGCUCCGACCAACGCCGUGUGGAACGACGACAGAACCGACUACAUCCUGCGGGAACCGGCGUACAAAGAUGAGUUCGUGCCUCAGAUGAACGCCUCCAUGGGAACCAACUACUUCGACCAGGACUUCAAGAUGAUGAAGGUUCUGUUGAGAGGCUCCACGCCGGUGGAGAUCAGGACGUCUCCGGUUCUGGUCCUGGCCUUCAACAUGCCGGCCCUCACUGAGGACCAGUUCUUUGGCGACAACCUGAUCCAGAACCUGGCGACAUUCCUCAAGGUUCCCCCCAACAUGAUCCGCAUCACCAAGAUCGUCAGGGAGGACGGUGGAGCGCGGCGCAGGAAGAGGUCCACGGGCCUGACGGUGGAGGUGGAGAUCAAGAAGCCUCCGGUUCAGCAGACCACCAACAGCACCGCCGGUCAGAGGACUUUCGCGCUGCUGAAGAGCAUCGCAGAUGAUCUGGGUCAGGCUGCCGUCUCUGGGAACCUCAGUGGCUCCAUCGGCUUCAACGUCUCCUCCGUGGGCAUCGUCCCGCCUCCUCCUUCCUCCUCGGACCCGAGCUGGAGCGAGGUGGCAGCAGAGGACGUGACGAGAGACGAGCCGAAGACGAGUUACGUGUCGAGCGUGUCGCGCCUGCUGCUGGUGGAGGAACCGCUGGCCGGAGAGUUCGUGGGUCCGCUGCUGCAGCAGCCGCGUCUGAUGGCCGUGGACGACCAGGGUAACUGCGUCUCUGUGGGCGUGACCACGCUCACGGUGACCGCCAGCCUGAAGAACGCCGCCGGAGAAGCGGUGGAUGGACUGGAGGGCAACGCCACCAUCCUGUUCAGCGGCUGCUGGGCCAACUUCAGCGACCUCUCCGUCCUGAGCAGCGGAGACAACCUCACCAUGGUCUUCACCCUGAAGGACUGGGGCGCCCAGUCCAGGUUCUUCUCAGUGAAGAACGUGCCCACCACGGAGGCGCCGCCGGCCUCCACCAGCGACAGGCCGGCCACCACCGACGACGACGGCAGCGUGUUCAGCUCCGGCACGGCGGUGUCUGCAGGCAGCCUGUGUCUGAUCAGCAUCAUCUACGAGGUGGCCUGCUGCUCCACCAGCAUCCCCCUCUGUUAGCGCGGCCCGGCGGGCGGCCGCUGGGUUCUUUUGGGUCUCAUCUGUUUGUGGAGAUCGUGCAACACGAGUUAGAUCAACCAAAUAAUCAGGGAGAAAGUUCUGAUCCAGUUCCAGGGAUCCAGACUUUCCUGUCAUUGAAGUCGUCUUGAUCUGAAGGUUUCCAGGUUUUCUAAAGUUAUUUUGUGAUUUUUCUCCAGACUUUGGCUGCUUUAGUCGUCUCAGCUAAACUUUAAAUCACAAUAUUUACACAUUAAAUGAAGAAACUGGGAUGAAAUAUGAAGUAUAAGUGUCAUGUGUAGAGCAAACAAACCGGUGAAUGAUUCUGAUGGAAAUUAUGAAGUUUUAAGCU